GUUAACCCGACGCUACUAUUGCCUGGAUAGUUUAGAUGCUUCUUUGUCGUAGACUCCGGCCACACGUAUGCUGGCGAUACGGGCGGGUCGCAGGAUGUUCCUCAAACUUCAGCUGCUCCGCGCCAUACCUUAGCUCACGCAAGGUUCUUCAGAAAUUCAAGCUCGCCGACAUCGGUGAAGGGAUCACGGAGUGCGAGAUUGUGAAGUGGAACCUGAAGCCCCCUGCGACAGUGCAGGCUUUUGAUCAACUAUGCGAAGUGCAGUCGGACAAAGCCAGCGUGGAGAUCACCUCGCCUUUCGACGGUGUAUUGAAGGAGCUCCUUGUCGAAGAAGGCGCGGUGGCCAAAGUGGGCGAAGGACUCUGCAUCAUCGAAGUAGAAGAAGAGGAGGAUUCCACGCCUGAACCUGGACUGGCCAAGGAUUCUUCAAGUGCGACUUCACUAUCACACGUACAAUAUGAAGGGCUUGCGACUCCAGAAGAGAAGUCAACCGCCACUCACGAAACGCCGUCCUUUAGUCCAGCGGAAUCCUUCCCUCGUCGACGGCACCCGCUCGAUCCCAACUAUGUUCCUGAUCACUCCCAGCAACCACCUAGCAGACGACGCCCUCCUGCGAACAGGUCAGAGGUACUGGCGACGCCCGCUAUGCGACACCUUGCGCGUAGACUUGGGGUUGAUCUCACCGAGCUUGCUCCUGGGAGCGGGCGGGACGGUCGCAUCGAACGGUCGGACAUCGACGCUCACUUAGCACGAGCGUCCGCGUCACCUAGUACGGGAGCUGCACCGAAGAAGGGAGAGGAUACAAUUGUUGAACUUGGUCGGACGCGGUGGGGAAUGUGGAAAGCGAUGGAGAAGAGCUUGUACAUUCCUCAUUUCGGGUACUCCACGACGCUUGACAUCACUCGGUUACACAGUUUGCUGCCGUUGCUUAACGCCAGCAUACCAGAAUAUUACCUGCCUCUCUCGUCCACACCUUCACGACCUCCGCUGGUCUCGCCAAACGCUUUUUAUGCUGCCUCUCCAAUACCACAGACACCAGAGACAGCUCGUUACGCACGAUUAACCUACCUCCCGGUGUUCCUGAAGACACUUUCUCGUGCAAUGAUGGAAUGGCCCCUCUUUCGUUCAUCCAUUACUCCAGCUGGCCCCGAUGACCCGUCGUCCUCGAAGAGGACCAUGACGCUGAGACCAAGCUCCGACAUCUCCCUGGCCCUUUCCACCCCGACGGGAUUGUACACACCGACCCUUACUGGUGUAGAGUCCUCAUCCGUGUACGAUAUUGCGUCUCGUGUGGCGCACAUUUCCCAUCUCGGCCGCCAAGUCCCAUGCGCGCUCACGCCCAAGGAAAUGCCAAAGCGAGGGGGUACGAUCACGGUUUCCAAUGUAGGCGCCAUCGGGCAAGGCGACUUCGCUUCCCCCGUCCUUGUUCCCGGUGGGGGCGUCGCUAUCGUGGCAAUCGGUCGAGCUAAAUGGGUAUGGGAUGUGAAUAGCGGAGAUGGGAGUGGCGAAAGAAGGCUCAAGGUCGGCGUAAGCUGGAGCGCGGACCAUAGAGUGGUGGAAGGCGCCGAGCUGGCCGCGUUUGUGGAGUGCUGGAGGGGAUGGGUUGAGACGCCGGACAGGCUCAUUGCAGAUGCAGUGUGAGGCGGCGCUGUUGGUUGCGAGUGCCAUGCGAGUGCCAUUGUAAUCUGUUUAAUCUGCC
This is a messenger RNA of Punctularia strigosozonata HHB-11173 SS5, 1698 nucleotides long. Its product is annotated as CoA-dependent acyltransferase. Lineage: Eukaryota; Fungi; Basidiomycota; Agaricomycetes; Corticiales; Punctulariaceae. Bases 36 to 1640 code for a protein of 534 amino acids. The record is from RefSeq and is a predicted model, not a curated record. Gene Ontology annotation, molecular function: lipoic acid binding; acetyltransferase activity. Gene Ontology annotation, cellular component: mitochondrion; cytoplasm. The transcript has 4 exons.